Messenger RNA from Rubroshorea leprosula, 879 nucleotides. NCBI's taxonomy places the organism in Eukaryota, Viridiplantae, Streptophyta, Magnoliopsida, Malvales, Dipterocarpaceae. The record is from the annotation of a GenBank genome assembly.
GAUCCCUUUUUCCAGGCUCGUUGUCUUCCCAAUGGCAACUUUGUUGAUGGCAUCCGAUAAAUGGUGGGAGCCCCGACCAGGUGAUCAGCAUAACCGGAUUCUGCAGGGGAGACCAACAGCAGGAUGCUUGCCGUAUUUGUCUCAACGACAUCAUCUCGAGCUUCAGCAGAACUGCACCAACUACAAAGAAGCAAUUGGGUGGUCGGAUUUCUAUACGUUACACUACGCAAACCGAUUAAUCUCCAGAGUGGAUCCCGAAGUCAACCCCUUUAUAAUACGACCUACUGGCACAACGAGUGAUGAUCAGUUCAAUCAAGCGGUAAGUUCGCUGUUGUCUAGGUUAACAAGCCAAGUGGCAACCGGCACUGGAGGUUCUCUUCAAAAUUAUGCAGCGGGUGACAACGGUUCCGGAAUUUACGCACUUGUGCAGUGCACUCUCUUUCUGUCCUCGGAAGAAUGUAGCAGUUGUCUGGAGACAGCCAUAGGGAAGAUGCCUGGAACUACAGGCUGCAAAGGAAUGACCCGAUGCAGAGUUCUGCUACCAAGCUGUAACUUGAGAUAUGAGACUUACAGCUUCAUUGGAACCGUACCGUCUCCGUCUUCAACUGCUCCUCCUUCUCCUUCACCGCAAGGAAAAGCAGAAGAUGUUCCUCAGCCAUCACCGUUUCCGUCUUCACCACCUCCACCUAAAGGUAAAGUAGGCUGGUGUUCUUGGCCUCCGCCAUUACCUUUUGCAGUCUUCUUCUCCUAGCAAUUUUGCUUAUUUAACUUUAACAGUUGCAUAUUUGCAUUCAAUUUCAUAUUUAUCAAUUUACGUAAGAAAUCCUUUUACUAAAAAAAUCAUAAUUAAACUGUUGAAAAUGAAAUGCGUGGCUGAUU